AUGUCCGCCGCGCGCGCCGCGCCCGCGGUCGCCGCGCGCGCGCGCACGAGCGAACGCGCGUCGUCCGCGCGCGCGGUCCGACGGCCGAGCGUCGUCGAUCGACGCCGAAGCGGACGAUCGCGCGCGAACGACGCCGCCGCGACGUCGCCGUCGUCGGUGGCGGAGAACGAAGGGUCGGGGGACUCGGCGUGGGUGAGAAACGCACCGACGGUGGUCACGUACACGUUUAACGGUGAAAACGGCGAGGAGUGCGAGACGACGUGGGAAGACGGGUCGCAGGCGAAGUGCGUCGAGGGCGGGCCCGCGAAGCUCGUCGAGGAGGAGUUCCCGCGGAGUGAGGUGGAGCGUUUGCAGAAAAAGACGCUGAUCGGGAUGUUCAUUUCGUACUCUUCGGCGUACUUCGUUCGUAAACCGCUCAGCGUGGUGAAGGCGCCGGUGAAGGAGGCGCUCGGGCUCACGACUGGGACCAUGGGACUCAUCGAUUCUGCGUUCUUGCUGACGUACGCGCUCGGGCAGUUUUUCAUGCCGAGCUUGGGAGAUAAGAUCGGGCCGAAGGCUGUGAUCGUGGGUGGCGGUAUUAUCUCGUUCCUGUGCUGCGUCGCGUUCGGGUACUCCACAGUUCCCGUCGUUCUCAUGGGACUAUGGGCUGUGAACGGGCUCGCGCAAGCAGCGGCGUAUCCUCUGCACGUCAAGGUGUUGAACCCGUGGUUUACCUCGAAAGAACGAGGAACUGCGAUGGGAAUUUGGGCCACGAGUCAGCAGGUGGGUGCCACCUUGGCCACCUUCUCUGCGGCGUUUCUUUUGAAUAAGGUUGGCUGGAAGCUGUCCAUCGCCUUGCCAGCGUCCUUCGCCUUGGUCACCGCCGCCUUGGUCGCGGUAAUGCAACUCGACCCGCCGUGGCUGCAAACGACGACGUAUUCUUCCGAAGCGCUCCAAAAGACGAAAAAGCGCGCUGAUAUCGAACCGGCGUCCAAACAAGUAGGUUUUAUGGAAAUACUGGCCAUUCCACGUCUGAAGAUGCUGAUGUUGUCCUACUUCUUCGUCAAGAUUGUGCGAUACUGUCUAUUGUUCUGGCUGCCAUUUUACUUAUCGAGCGAGUACAAUAUGCCCGUCGCGAUCGCUGGGUAUCUUUCUUGCAUUUACGAUAUCGGUGGAGUCUUAGGUGGCUUGGCAUGCGGCAUUAUCGGGGACAAAUAUUUUGAGAGGAGACGCACCAUGCUCGGGGCGUUAUCGUGCGCCGGAUUGUGCUUUGCCAUUGCCGGCUACCAGACGGCGUGUGGCAUGGGCAUGCUCGCGAACGCCGUUGUCAUGGGUUUCAUCGGUUUCUUAGUCGCUGGUCCCGACGCCAUGCUCGGCUCCACAGCGGUUUCGGACUGCUGCGAGCAGGCAGGUUACGGACAAGAAGUGCUCGGCACGGCUGCGGGCAUCGUGAAUGGUAUGGGUUCUCUGGGUGCCGUGCUUCAGGGUGCACUGACGGCGAUGAUCGCCGAAACUUACGGAUGGGGUGCACUUUUUGUCACCCUCGCGGUUCUCAGCGCACUCUCCGUCGUCACUAUGCUCGCGGCUACGAAUCCAAAGUUUGUUGACACCGACGAAUUGGGAGGCAAUAAUGCUCCGGGUCAACUCGUCGUUGCGUAA
Molecule: messenger RNA, 1638 nt
Organism: Ostreococcus tauri
Lineage: Eukaryota; Viridiplantae; Chlorophyta; Mamiellophyceae; Mamiellales; Bathycoccaceae
Product: Major facilitator superfamily domain, general substrate transporter
Exons: 1
Coding region: 1-1638 (545 amino acids)
Biological process (GO): transmembrane transport
Molecular function (GO): transmembrane transporter activity
Source: RefSeq, a predicted model, not a curated record